This is a messenger RNA of Hibiscus syriacus, 1059 nucleotides long. Its product is annotated as craniofacial development protein 1-like. The transcript is spliced from 5 exons. NCBI's taxonomy places the organism in Eukaryota, Viridiplantae, Streptophyta, Magnoliopsida, Malvales, Malvaceae. The coding region runs from base 117 to 977 and encodes 286 amino acids. The record is from RefSeq and is a predicted model, not a curated record.
UCGCAAGGGUUUCCAAUUUUCUCGUUUUGAUUCCACCCGAACAGCGCCUUCAGCUGAACCUUUCAGAAGUUUGGAUUCUCUCUCUUCCAAAGAAAACCCUAAAUCUGGUUUCAACAAUGGCUACGACUUCGAAUGUCCAUGACGACUCAGGUAGUGCAAAUGGAAAAGAGGUAACAAUGAACAAGUCUGGGAAAGAAGAUGCUAUGACUUUGAAUUCAGAGCUCCAAUGUGAAAAUACUGAGGAGAAAUCACGGGUGGAAGCGAUGUGGGAGCAAAUGAAUAAGGGAAUACCUAAGAAUGCUCUGAGACAAUUUUCGGCCAAUAGAACUUCUGCCACAAAUAAAGCUUCACAAAAACCUUCAAACAAUUGGAUGAACUAUCUGCAAAUGAAACCGGCAUCGCCUGCGGGGUAUCAAGAAAGAAAUACAGAGGCGAAGGCUUCGAGUGAGACCAAAGAAACUGAUGCCAAAAAUAAGGACAAAGCACUGAAGGAAACUACUGCAGUCCAGAACAACGUUGGUGAUGAGGCAAAGAAGAUUGCAGCCGCUGCCCUCUCAGCAGUGAAAGACGCAGCUGCCGCUGCAGCAGCUGCCUCAAAUAGAGGGAAAAUUGAGAUAACCGAGGUUCGAGACUUUGCUGGUCAAGAUAUUGAAAUAAAAAAGCGAAUCAAUGCCGAUUCAAAAGAGGCGGCUGAAAAGUCAAAAGCUACACCUUCUGCAGUUGAUGCCAUUCUUGAACAAAUCAAGAAGAAGCAAAAGCUCAGUGUGCUUGACAAGACGAAAAAGGAUUGGGGAGAAUUCAAGGAAGAAAAUAAGGGGAUGGAGGAGGAAUUGGAUGCAUAUAAGAAGAGUUCAAACCAGUAUUUGGAUAAGGUUUCUUUCUUGCAGCGGACUGAUUAUCGGGAAUUUGAGAGGGAGAGAGAUGCAAGGCUUGCUCUACAGGCUAGGAGGAGACCGGAAAUGCGGGAGGACCCUUGAAUGCGUACAUCCUUAAGUUGCUUUUUCUUGGACCAUCAUGCUGAAAACUACUGUUGGAAAGACUCAGAGUUGUUGAGAACUG